This is a messenger RNA of Rangifer tarandus platyrhynchus (Svalbard reindeer), 489 nucleotides long. The record is from the annotation of a GenBank genome assembly. NCBI's taxonomy places the organism in Eukaryota, Metazoa, Chordata, Mammalia, Artiodactyla, Cervidae.
AUGUACAAGCUACAACUCUUGUCUUGCAUUGCACUAACACUUGCACUCGUUGCAAACGGUGCACCUACUUCAAGCUCUACGGGGAACACAAUGAAAGAAGUGAAGUCAUUGCUGCUGGAUUUACAGUUGCUUUUGGAGAAAGUUGAAAAUCCCGAGAACCUCAAGCUCUCCAAGAUGCAUACAUUUAACUUUUUCAUGCCCAAGGUUAAUGCUACAGAAUUGAAACAUCUUAACUGUCUACUAGAAGAACUCAAACUUCUAGAGGAAGUGCUAAAUUUAUCUCCAAGCAAAAACCUGAACCCCAAAGAGAUCAAGGAUUCAAUGGAUGAGAUCAAGGAUUUAAUGGACAAUAUCAAGAGAAUAGUUUUGGAACUACAGGGAUCUGAAAAAAGUUUCAAAUGUGAAUAUGAUGCGACAACAGUAAAGGCUGUAGAAUUUCUGAACAAAUGGAUUAUCUUUUGUCAAAGGAUCUACUCAACAAUGACUUGA